Molecule: messenger RNA, 1131 nt
Organism: Hibiscus syriacus
Lineage: Eukaryota; Viridiplantae; Streptophyta; Magnoliopsida; Malvales; Malvaceae
Exons: 11
Coding region: 49-1131 (360 amino acids)
Source: RefSeq, a predicted model, not a curated record
UUGUCAUCGUUUUAUCGUCUUCCUGCCUGGAGGAGGGAAAAUAUCCCCAUGGUUAUGGCAAACAAAGCUAUCAGCCUUACAAGUUUUACCUCAGCUUUUCCUUCUUCUUUCGAUAAGCUAAACAAGUCAUCAAAGGGUGUCCAAAAGAACUUGAGGGUUUCAACAAUUCCACAGGUUAAAGCAGCUCAAAGCCAAGCUGAAUCAGAUACCGGAAGAUGGGCAAGACAGAGACGCCCCCAGAAUGUAGAUGGAGACUUCUUUGUAGAUCAUACAUGCAUAGAUUGUGAUACCUGCCGAUGGAUGGCUCCGCAAGUCUUCACACGAGUUGGCGAGAUGUCUGCAGUUUACAAUCAGCCUACCUGCAAGGAGGAUCGAUUACAAGCCCUCCAGGCCUUGCUUUCCUGUCCGACAAGCUCGAUCCAUACAGAAAUAUCUACUUCUGAUAUCCUAGAAGCUCAGAAGACAUUUCCAAUUCCAAUAGAUGAGAAGAAACUUCCGGGUGUUUAUCACUGUGGGUACCAUUCUUCCAAGUCAUAUGGAGCUUCUUCCUACUUGAUCGUUCAUUCUGAUGGAAAUAUACUCAUAGAUAGCCCCAGAUUCACAGAGAGACUGGCACAUAAAAUCGAGGAGAUGGGGGGAGUGCGCUAUAUGUUUCUAACCCACAAGGAUGAUGUUGCUGAUCACGGGAAGUGGGCGAAGCGGUUUCAUUGUGAUCGGAUUCUGCAUUAUGGAGAUGUUGAAGCUGGUACUGCUGAUGUAGAGACAAAGCUAGACGGCAGCGGCCCAUGGUGGCUUGGACAAGAUUUUAUGCUUAUACACACUCCGGGCCAAACGGAAGGUUCUGUUUGCUUGUUUUAUAAGCCUCUUAAGAUUCUAUUCACUGGUGACCAUCUGAUGAUGAGAGAAUCUGGGUUGGACAUCAUAGAGAUGUACAACAGAUAUUCAGUUGGAACACAAGUAGAUAGUGUUAAAAAGUUGUUGGAUUUGGAUUUCAAUUGGAUAAUACCAGGCCAUAGUAGGAGAGUCCAGUUCAAAGAUGUUGGGGAGAAGAACGCAGUUGUGGAAGCUUUCGUGGAGGAGAAGUAUGCACACUAUUCAUCGGCUAAGAAUAGAUGGAUAUUUUUCAUGUAA